Molecule: messenger RNA, 1383 nt
Organism: Phytophthora infestans T30-4
Lineage: Eukaryota; Oomycota; Peronosporomycetes; Peronosporales; Peronosporaceae
Exons: 2
Coding region: 1-1383 (460 amino acids)
Source: RefSeq, a predicted model, not a curated record
AUGCCCACUCGCCUUACAAGGAGUCACUCGGGUGGAGAUUGGGUCUUCCACCGCGAGGGUUGUCGGCAGCAGGAAGGAGAGGAUCCAAAUACACUGCUAGUACCGGUCACAUCAGUCAACGUGCAGCGUCCCAGGCGGAGUGCACCUGGCAAGGGGUUCUCACCCCUCCCGAUUCCUCCUCCCACGGAGGCUAGGACUGAUGGAGAUUACACAAUUGUGAGACGUCGUACACGCCCGGUUGACCGACCUGAGAUGGGUGAAGAGACGACGCCUGUAAACAGGGAAGAAUCGCGGGCACCCUCGGCGUUGGAGAAGCCCAACGUAGGCCACGCCGAUCCGGCUGAAGACGAGGACAUGGCGGAGAUGGAUAUGCACACCUCGGAAGGACCGGCUUGUACGUACGGACGCUUCGAGGCACUCAUGGAUGAAGACAUGAAGUCGGAGGCAGAUAGCUCGGACAGGGACGACGAGGGCAAGGAUUCAGACAGUAACAACGAUGAUGCAGCCUACGCGUUUCCUGACGACGGGAACACGGAGGAAGUGGACGUCAUCAUGAUGGAUGAGACGCAGAGCCUUAAUGCUUUAUCUCCUCGGGGUCAACGAAUAGUGGAGACCCUCUCCCUAGCGUCUGACGUAGCGAUGGGUAUGGCGGAGGCCACAAGCGGGACCGAAGUAAAGGCAAGCAGCUCUCUGGACAGCGAAGGGAACCUCACCUUGAGCUACAUAGGGUCUUCAGCCCCCACGCAUUCUCAGGAUACAGCCCCGACACCAGGGUCUGAUUUCCCCUACUCGCUUGCCUCAACUUCCUCUGAUCUUAGAUCGGAUAAACUAGCCCAGCCCACGCCGCCUCUCGGUCAGACCUCCAAGCUCGCGACACUGGAGACCGUGGAACCAGAACCGGAAGUGGAGUACGUGACAACGAUCGCAACGGCCCGAAACCCCACGCAGGCGGCUUUUUGGUUGUCAUGGUUUGGUGGAAGGGAGGUGUCAGUGCCGGACGCCGGACAGUGCGCCAUCCUGGCGUUCUACGCAACUGUGACCAACCAUGAUGCCGGGUCUCUGAAACUGUCCCCGGCCGUGACAAAAGAUGUGAAUUCACACAAAAAGGCUAUUUAUUGUUUAAUGCUGGCCAAUUUACGGACCGACGUUCUUCUCGGCCUCAUCGAUCCGACUCAGGAGUUGGCGCGCCUGUACCCUGCGUGCCCAUCCCCAGAUUCACGGGAGCUAGCCACGGCCCUCCUGUUCCAGCACCUGUUGAUUGAGCGAAACCGCUCGGUCGCUCGCAGAGUUCCCUGUGCCCACUGGGCCACCUCCAAUGUUCUCCGCACGUACGCGCAGUACCUCCGUCAGCCGUUACUGGUGUUGGACGGACGCAAAUGGUGA